Molecule: messenger RNA, 3366 nt
Organism: Cryptotermes secundus
Lineage: Eukaryota; Metazoa; Arthropoda; Insecta; Blattodea; Kalotermitidae
Exons: 5
Coding region: 367-1755 (462 amino acids)
Biological process (GO): immune response
Cellular component (GO): membrane
Molecular function (GO): receptor ligand activity; tumor necrosis factor receptor binding
Source: RefSeq, a predicted model, not a curated record
GUAGCGCGUGCUGUGGUUGCCAGCAUUUGUUGAGAAUGGAUCAGUUGACACCACUUUUUGGCGCGUUUGAAACGAAAAGUUGCAAAAAUGAGUUUCUUAAUGUAGCUUUCCUCCCCCCGUCCGCAUGUAACAAGUCGAGGACAGUGUGACGAACGUUUUUAAUAACAAAUUAUAUUGGCGAACUUUAUUAAAUUUAUCGAUCCAUUCCAAUUUUUGGUUAAAAUCGAAGGAAAGUAACGGCUACUUUACAGAGUCCUACAUUCGAUUCCGCGCGCAUCGGAAGUAUAACUUCCCAUUCAUCGAAACGAAACGUCUUUCGAAUUAAAGGCAUUACCCAGGCUAAACUAGAUAAAGUAAGACUUUGAGAUGACAUAUGAAACAAGAGACAGUGUAUUCAGUCUUAGUCAAAAUGCAAAACUUGAAGAAGAAAUGAAGACACCUAUAAAUUAUAAGUCAAAACCUGGGACAACACAAACAAUAUGCAUUCCUGGCUCAGGGAAAUACACUGAAGUGGAUCUACAUAUUGAUACAAAUGUGUCAAUUCCAGGAUCUAAGGGUUCCCAAUUUUUCAGCUCCUGUAGUUUUGCUAUUUGCAUUUUAAGUACCUUAUUUCUGAUUUUGGCACAGAGAUACCAGAGUGUAGAAUUUCAUAUGAUGGAACAGAAUAUCAUGAUUCUGAACCAGAAAGUAGAGUUCCUGGCUGUGACAUCAGACAGUAUACGUCAGAAUGUUGCCAUUCUGCAGGACCAAGUGAAUAGUCUGAUACGUAAACACCAGAGCAUAGUAGAAUACAUGCAUGCAAAUUACCAAGACACAGCCCAUUUACAUGCAGUGAAGGAUGUUCUAAGCCCAGAGUUGAAAACUGUACAGGGCAGUGAUUUCAGUUUAUUAAUGUCAGAUAUGCUGGACAGAGAUGGUAGCUCAGAAGACACUUUGAAAUUGAAGAAUCUGGUAGAUGUGAAGAACAGCUCAUUAUUCUCAGGCACAGAAAAUUCUGAUUCUGAACUCAUGUCUGUGGUGCCUGUACCUCAUGAUACAUCUUUUGAACCUUUUGGUUCCAUGCUGAACGAUGGUAUUGAAAGAAGUGACAGUGUACAAGAGCUGAAAUUAGACGUUAGUGAUAGUUCUAUUCCUCAUGUUAUGGACAUUCUAUUUUCACCUGGAAGUUCUUCGAGCCGCAAAGAUGUGACAGAUGACGGCGUGAGACUGGGAAGAGCAAAGCGUUCUAAUAGAAGAGGUAAUCAGAAGCCAUCAGGUGGUCGACGUGGUCGCCCAAACAACAAAAGAAAGAAAAGUGGUCCAUUUGUGGUUCAUUUCAAAGGAGCUGUGCCUGAUGUGUUCAUAGAAGAAGGAGGUAGGUUGGUAGCACCAUGGAAUGCAAAUAAGCAGGUAGCCGGUGACUUCCUCCUAUCAAAGUUCCAGCUGCGGGAAGGGAGUGGAGCAGUUGAAGUCUCAGAGCAUGGACUGUAUUAUAUCUAUGCACAGAUGUAUUACAUAACGGCAGAAUCAACAAACAGUUUUUCCAUCAGACUCCAGGAGGCAGGAAAGACGUCUCCUGAAGAUGUGGCAUUAUGCAGUGUGAGUACAGCAGACACGAGAAAUAUGUCAGAAGUGAGUUGCUUUACAUCUGUUGUACGGUUCCUCAAUGCUACUGAUCGUCUCUUUGUCUGGCAGCGUGAGCGCAAUCGCAAAAUGAUUCUUCGUGAUGGUUACUCCUUCUUUGGUCUUGUUCUUCUUACUGGUAAGAGAGACUGAUGUAGGAUAUGAUGCUUUCCUCACAGAGCUCCCUGCUUUUGUAACUGAACCUACAAGUAAGCUAAGGGGUGAUGCAGAGGUAGGCCAAGAAAUAAUCAUAGGCUUUAAGGCUGAAAUUGGACUGUUGGAUGCUGUACUGAAAUUUGUAAUUUUUUUACAGUGUUUGGUAUUAAAAUAAAAUAUCAUUGAAAAUUGAACAAAUAUAGGAGCAUAUACUGCCAUACAAUUAUGCCUGUAAUCUGAAACUUUGUAGUACAUAAUAUUGGUUUGAAUGAUGUUUCAUUUGUCUGUGUGAAAUUCAGAAAAUAUUUUGUAUUAUGAUAUGCAUGUUGUCACUGUAGCAGGACAUUGCUUAGGUAGCCGAGAUGCAAUCUGUUGUAUGUUGGUCAUUAGUGCUAAAUGGGCACAGCAGUGCAUUGCUCUUAUCUGGAGCAUUACCAUGUAAAGAAAAGACAACUAAAAGUGAGUUUGUAACAUAAUUUUUAUAGAAAAUAUUCAGAACAAUGUAUGUUCUUUGAAGCACAUUUUUAAAUAAAAUGCUUAUUCAUUGUGACAUUUUUAUCUGGUUGUAUGUUGCAAAUUAGAACAUAAAUCCGUAUAUUAGAAACAUUUUUGGUUUUAGGUUGCCUUUGUCAAAGGUUCUUUAAUUAUGAUGCUAGAUAAAUAGUGGUUUGUCAGCGCAUGUAGGAAAUUAGUUAUGUAGAUAACAGUAAGCCUAAUGCUUUUAGACCUCAUAUGGACUUUGUAUCAGUAUGUUUGCAUUUUUCAGUGCUUUCAGUAGAUAAUGUAGAAAUUACCAUUGGUAAGUUGCAGUAACAAUUUGCAUCUGUUAUUAAAUAUUAUUUUGGGUGGAGUGUUGAUGUUAUGUUGUUAACUGUAACAUGAUACAAAAUUAUGUUUAUUAAAAUAGACUGUCAUUUCAAUGCCUGUUAUGUAUAAUUUAAGUUAUGGUGUGAUUUUUAAAUUUGUAUAAUAUUUGUAUCUAGUUAGAUGAAAUGAAUUUGAUAUUUCUGAGGAAUUUACAACCAGAUUUUAUAAAGUCAGUUAUGGGGCAGAUAUACGAGUAUGUUAUAUAUAACUUCUAUAUUUGGUUUUCCUAAAGAAUGUCAAAAUAUUUCAAAAUUGAUUUUUUUGAAUAUGAUAAAACAAAUUGUGAUAUGCAGACAUGCAGUGAAUAGUUUAUUGAGGUGUUACUGUUUAUACUUUGGGGGGUCCGAGUUUAACUCCCAAUUCCUACUCCUACCCACAACCUUUUGGCUUGUAGCCUAGUGCCUUAACCAAGUAUGCCACUGCAUGCCCCAGUAUGCAAAUAACAAUACUUAUUUUAUUUCCAAUUCCCUUUUUGUUUUUUAAUGAGCUCUGUUUCUGACAUCAUUAGACAUGUUCAGUGGGACAAGCUAAUUUCUUUGAAGUUACCAGUAACAGUACCUAGUUUGGUAACAGCUUCUAGCAGUGUGACUGGGACGAACAGAUGACACAUCGCAGAAUAACAGUUUGGUAUUGGUAGUAUCAGUUUUAAAUUGUAGUAACUUCUGUUUUUUAUCAUUUUUAUGUGGUUAUUUUGCCAUUGGGGGCAUGUGGUAGUAUACUUGGUUGAGGCACUAUGCUAGA